CGCAGUCAUGAGAAAACAGUCGUCAGUUUGUCAAUGGAAAGGAGCAACUAACAGACAAAUGGAGGAAUAUUGUUUUCAUCACCUUUAAGAGGUCCAAAAUAGAGUCUCAAUGGAGUGGACUAUACUGCUCAUCCUGCUGUUCACAGCUCAGUGGUAUUUGGGAGGAUGUAAUUAUGCAGUGACAAAUACAACCCAGACCUUUCCAGGAAACUCAACGACAACUAAAGCAGAAGCUGCGGGUUUGACUCCAGUCAAUGUUACUGAUAACUUGACUUCACAGCCUUUGUCCAACACCUACAUGAUUACAGGAAAUCUAACCACACAAGAGGAAGCUGUUGAAAACUCAUCAACCAGUCAUAAUUUCAGUGAAAUAUCACAGUAUGAACGAACAUCUACUAUAAAUAUAAGCUCUAAAGGGAUUACAGAAGCACAGCGUACAGUUUCGACUACUGAUAUGAUCACAGUUUCCACGAAAUCUAGAAUAACCACAGGUCCUCAGAAGAUGUUGGAUGACAAACACUUGACUGCAGUGAUAGGAGGAUCUGUCAGUUUCUCAUUCAAAUACAAUUUGAAAUACAAAGAAAAAGUGAAAUUCUGCUGUAAGAGAAUAUGGAUUAUCUGCAAAUACGUAGUUCGUUCUGACUUCAAAAAUCCAGGAGGGAUCUCGAUCACUGACAACCAAUCUCAGCAGGUUUUUACAGUGACCAUGAAGCAGCUGUGGAUGAAAGACUCAGGCACAUACUGGUGUGGGGUGAGGAGGGAGCCGCAGGGGGCAUACUGGUACAUCAAGGUCAUUCCGGCAGUGAAAACUACAACCUCUCCCACUACUACAAAGAAUGCUGGUACUCAAGCAAAGACCACGAAUGGAGAUUCAGAUUCAGCAUACACUGAUGCUGCAUUAAUAAACUCAACCAUUGAAACAGCUGAGAACUUAACUAUUGAGCUGAUAAAUUCCACAAGUACUGAAUUCAUCUUCGCAGAAAACUCAACAAUUAACGAUACACAGACUCUAUUAACUGACCUCAAUUCCAGUGUAAUAUCACAGUCAGAACUAAUGUCAACUAGAAAUAUAAGUUCCACAGGGAUUGCAGAAGCACAGCCUACAAGUUCGACUACUGAUAUGAUGACGGGUUCCACGAAAAAUGGACAAAGCACAGCAGUGACAACUACAAACUCUCUCACCACUACAAAGAAUUCUACAACACAGCCCGCAAAUGGAACUUCAUCCAGUAGCAUUAGUACUACAUUAAUAAUCUCAUCUACCCAAGCAAAUGCGGCUGAGAACUCAAAACCUGAAUUCAUCAGUUCCACAAGUACUGAAAAGACCUUUCCAGGAAACUCAACGACUAAAUAAACAGAUACUGCAGGUGUGACUCCAUUCAACUUUACUGAUAACUUGACUUCACAGCCUUUGACCAACACCGUCACGAUUACAAGAAAACCAACCACACAAAAGGAAGUUGCUGAAUACUCAUCAACCAGUGUCAAUUCCAUUAUAAUGUCAGUCAGAACUAGAAAUAUAAGCUCUACAGGGAUUACAGAAGCACAGCCUGCAAUUUUGACUACUGAUAUGAUGACAAGUUCCACGGAAACUGUAUUAAGCCAAGGUAACAGAUGAUGGUACAGUACAUCGAAAGGAUGUGCAAUGUAAUUCUGAAUUACUCCUUAUUUUUAUUCCAGAAUUAUGAUAAUGUUAUUUAGUCACUAUAAUGCUUAAUGUUCUGUCAGUACCAUGCUCUUUCAUGUUUC
Molecule: messenger RNA, 1749 nt
Organism: Paramormyrops kingsleyae
Lineage: Eukaryota; Metazoa; Chordata; Actinopteri; Osteoglossiformes; Mormyridae
Source: RefSeq, a predicted model, not a curated record